This is a messenger RNA of Tripterygium wilfordii, 1280 nucleotides long. RefSeq names its product transcription factor MYB10-like. The record is from RefSeq and is a predicted model, not a curated record. The transcript is spliced from 3 exons. The coding region runs from base 74 to 832 and encodes 252 amino acids. NCBI's taxonomy places the organism in Eukaryota, Viridiplantae, Streptophyta, Magnoliopsida, Celastrales, Celastraceae.
GGAAAGGAGAGGACUUGGACUGUCGAAUAUUGAAAGAGAGACAAAAAAAAAAAAAGUAUCCAGAGAGAGAAAAAUGAGAGGGAGGAUGAGAACUCCUUGCUGUGACAAAGCUGAACUGAAGAAGGGUACUUGGACCCCAGAAGAAGAUAGAAAGCUAAUAGCAUAUGUUACAAGGUAUGGCUGCUGGAAUUGGCGACAACUCCCCAAAUUUGCUGGUCUAUCAAGGUGUGGGAAGAGUUGCAGAUUAAGAUGGAUGAAUUAUUUGAGGCCAAAUGUGAAAAGAGGAAAUUAUACUAAAGAAGAAGAGGAAACCAUCAUUAGAUUACAUGCAUCUUUGGGGAAUAAAUGGUCUGCUAUUGCUGCUCAAUUACCCGGAAGAACUGACAAUGAGAUCAAGAACUACUGGCACACCAACCUCAAGAAACGCGUUAACCAAAAGACGGUCAGGGUGAUGAUCAAUGAUGAAGAAAACUCUAGUAUCAUUGAAACAAAUCAAGGAGAUAAGUCAAUCGGACCAAACAACGAGUACAAAAUUCAAAAUUCUGCGAAUGUUGAAGUUCUUGAAAGCUCAUCUUCUCCAUCAAUGGAAGAAUCAGCAACGGAAUUAGCCUCAGCUCUGACUGCAAUAGAGACAAGUUCGGACUUGAUUCGUCAAGACGAGCUUAAUUUCUGGGAAACAUGUGGUGGAGAUUUCUGGACUGAACCAUUUGUGCCAGAUAACUUGUAUAACCAUUCAAAUGAUCGCUACCUCGUGUCGCUGGUUGAACCUGCUGGAGAAUUUCAAUCUCCAUAUCUUGAUCAGGAAAUUUUAUGCUCCUAUGGUUUCUACUAAAUCAAGAUCACCUCCCUCAAGGCCCUUAUUCUCGCCUUCUAUUCUUCUUGGGUACGUCUUUUGCAACGAGCUAUAAGUGGGCCACUAUGAUAUAGAUUAAUCCAAAUUGAAGCUUUUGAAGGUCAGAUUGAAAACUUGGAAUCUUGAAAUCUUUGGCAACGUGGAUGACAAGUUUAGAAGGUCGGAGGAUAACAUAGAUGGUGACUCCAUUUGGUGAGCCGGUUCAUAGAGAGCAGUAUCAUUAGCGAUCACAUAAAACGGGACCACCUCAUCAAACACCUCAAACCAUUGGGUGUUUACCCCGAUUGAAAAGGAGGCUUUUUAGUGUGAGUUGUAUUCCAAUAAACACAAGUCAAAAGGAAGUUUAGAAAUAAGCACAAAUGUUAUAAACUUAUAAAAAUACACUUGUAUUAUAAAAUAACACACGUUAUUAUCUUCUUCCUCCUCA